AUGGCGAGUCUCGCAACUGUUCGCGACGCUUUGCUUAUUUCUCGUUACCAAAACAUAAUCGAUGACGUGGAAUUCGCUCUUCUUUACGAUGAAAGUUCGUCAAGACUGACGUUCCCAUAUUCUAAGUUUGAGCGUUUUGACAUUGACGCUUGGGACGAGUCUGAAUGCCGGACCGAGUUGAGGUUUGGCAAGCAAGACCUCGAUUUGCUUUGUAGGAAUUUGCAAAUUCCUGACGAAAUAGUGUGUUCUCAAAGGUCUGUAUGCGAUGGAAUGGAGGCAAUGUGCAUUUUACUGAAAAGACUUGCCUACCCGUGUCGGUACACU
Messenger RNA from Porites lobata, 324 nucleotides. Lineage: Eukaryota; Metazoa; Cnidaria; Anthozoa; Scleractinia; Poritidae. The record is from the annotation of a GenBank genome assembly.